AUGGUUACAACUACAUCAACUACUUCGGUAACUUCCGCAAGCACAACAACAAUCUCGACGACAUCAUCAACAUCAACGGUCACAACCACUACAGCAAGUUCGACGACGUCGUCCACAUCAACAACCACAAGCACAACGGUAACCUCCACGACUUCGUCUACAUCGACAACGGGAAGCACUACAACAACAGGUAUGUCGAAGUAG
Messenger RNA from Rotaria sp. Silwood2, 204 nucleotides. The record is from the annotation of a GenBank genome assembly. NCBI's taxonomy places the organism in Eukaryota, Metazoa, Rotifera, Eurotatoria, Philodinida, Philodinidae.